AUGGACGUGGUGCAGGUGCUCGCCUCGGCGGCCCAGCUGGUCUCGGCGAUGGUGUCCGCGGUCGGGGCACUGGAGCAGGCGGCGUCGGACCUCGCGGAGGCUCCGAGGAGGCUGCAGGUGCUGGAGAACUUCGUGUCCGACCUCGACGCGCUGACGGAGCAGGCAAGGCAGCGGCACGCGCACAAGCUUCACGGCCCGCAGCUGGACCGCCAGUUCCAGAGCCUGGGCAGGCUCAUGGACCAGCUGCGCGGGAACGUCGCCAAGGCCAGGAAGGUCCUGAGCGGCAACGGGAAGGGCAAAGGGAAGGGGUUCGCCAGGCUGGUGCGGAGCUCCGUGGCGGGCGACCCGCUCAUGUGGUACGUCAGGCUGAUCAGGGACGACCUCAACCAGUGGCUGGAGCUGCAGGAGCUGACCCAGAGCGUCGGCAAGGUCAUAGCGUCGACCGCCAGGAGCACGCCGGCGUUGUUGAGGGUUAAGUCCGAGCAUGGGUACCCGGUGUCGAAGAAGUGCAGCUAUGCCAGCGAGCUGUUGGAGAGGGAUGGGGCUCAUCGAGUCGUCCUCAUCGUCGGUCUCUCUGGUAUUGGGAAGUCAUGCCUUGCGCGACAAAUUGCUUCUGAUCCGCCUUUUAGUUGUGUGGAUGGUGCGAUUGAGAUUGGUUUUGGGCGGUGGUGCAGCAGGGCAGCAUGUAAUGGGAGCAGAAGCGAGUACCAUAAGCGCCGUGCUAGGAAGAUCUGCACGUUCCUUGUGCAGAUCGGCUCCAUGACUGUCAAGGAGGAGGUUGGAAAAGAUCUUGAUGAUGUCUGUUGCUUGCUCCAGACAGCAUUGGUCGGAAGGAGCAUGCUGAUCCUACUUGAUGAUGUUUGGGAGCAAGACGUUGUUGACCGCUUCACAAGACUAUAUGAUAAUGAUUGCCAGUAUCUCGUGACAACAAGGGAUGAAGCUAUCUACGAGAUAGCAGAAGCUGAAAAGGUAGAAAUAUCCAAAGAUGACAUCAAGGAGAUCAGCAGGGAGAUUCUUCUCUAUCACAGCCUUCUCAGUGUUGGAGAGCUUCCGGUAUGCAUUACUCUUAGCCUUGAUGGCCCGUCGUUAGUUUCAGCUGCGUAUCACAUCUCUUAG
This is a messenger RNA of Miscanthus lutarioriparius, 1116 nucleotides long. Lineage: Eukaryota; Viridiplantae; Streptophyta; Magnoliopsida; Poales; Poaceae. The record is from the annotation of a GenBank genome assembly.